Podarcis lilfordi (Lilford's wall lizard) is the source of this 16247-nucleotide messenger RNA. Lineage: Eukaryota; Metazoa; Chordata; Lepidosauria; Squamata; Lacertidae. The record is from the annotation of a GenBank genome assembly.
GCGAAAGCAGACCGGGAGAGUGAUGAAAAUGUUUUAUUGCCUUGGAGGGGCUGCGUCUUGAUCUGUCAGACCCGAGGAAGAGAGAUUGAGAAGCGAGGAGAAGCGACGAGAGCAAGACGCGCCGAAAUCCCAGCCCGGCAAAAGCAGAUUCAAGAAGGGAGAGAGAAAAAAGGUGGUCGCGAUUUUUAUUUUUAAAAAGGAUGAGGCGGCCGAGGAGUAAAAGCUAGACCCAGUCCAGCGAUGCUCGCGGAGCGGCGAGGAAAGAAGAGCGCACCCGGACCUUCUCCUGGCGUUUAGACGGCCAGAGGAGCGAAGCUACAAAAUCCGUCCAUGUCCCGGGAACAGGGAGCUCUUCUCCGCAGGCAGCCGCGCUCGGAGCCCCAGGCCGGGCGGGAGGAGAGAGCCAGCAGGAGAUCCCUUUCGGACUCGGAGGCAGGAGCAUGCCGAGGCCAAGAGGACCGGCUCCCAGGAUCCACUGAAGUUCUGCUCCUCCUCGUCCUCCAGCCGCCGAGAGGCGAAGGCCGGGAGUCCCCGCCGUCCAGCUCGCCCGCCGGCCUGCAAGCGCCGGGAACCACAGCCUUCGCCUCGGUCGGAACUGCAGCCGCGUCUUGAUCUGCUCUUUGCAAGUGAAUGUGCAUUUCUUCCUUCCUCCCCGACUCCUUCUCUCCCACCCCCGCUCCAGGACGGUGAUUUUUGUUUUGUUUUGUGGCGGCAAAAGACUUGGCGGUUCUUCUUCUCCACCCCGCCCCCACCAACCCCCAUUUUUUUAUUUUUUAAAAGCUCAGUUCAGCGCAAUUCUCCAGCCCCCUCCCCGACGAAGCAGCGAAAGAAGGACUUUAAAUACUGAAGGACUUUUACCUUUCCCAGCAGGCGUCGUAGCAUCCCUGAACUCUCCCCUAAAAACUUCUGCAGUCUCCCAGCUUCCCAAAGCAAGACACUCUCUCUCUCUGCGCACCCGCCCCACCCCCGCUCCUAGAAGGGGGCCGCUUACAAACACCCACCCUCUUAAGAGAGGACACCAAUCAUUAGAUACCCUUAGAUCAGGAUAGACCCCCCCUCCCACUUAGGGCUACUGUUCGCAGUAGCCUGAGAUUUUCUGCUCUCCAAUCCUUCCUCUGUUUUUUAUCAGCAUAAUCUUCUUUGGCUGGGGUUUAGUUUCAUUUUUCAGAACAGCGGCCCCCAACACUGCUCUCCCCCAGUGGCUGUACCACAGGGCACCCCGAAUCUCCCCUCUUUCGGAAGAAACAAGGCUGGAAUCUCUGUCUCAGCUCCUGAACGACCCCGAGAUCUAAACCUUGGGCUCCCACAGACAACCCACUCUCUGCUCUGAGACCCCAGGUUCUGGAGACCUCCCAGUGUAUUUUUUCGAGCGUAUUCCCAGCUCUCCCAACCCUUCCAGAUCAGGGAACCCCCUUUUCAAAGCGCCCACAGACCAGGGACCUCUCUCUCCUCCCCUAGUAGCAGGAAGAUUCAUCCUGCUUUCGCAGAACUAGGACUGCUCCCCGCGCCCCGCUCCGCCUUCUGCCUUUUCUGAAAACUCUGGAAGGCGGCCUGAACCCCCAAAUCGGGACGCUGCUCAGACCCAGAGCAGGGAACACCCACAGUCCAGACAGCCUCCCUUCCUUGUACCCGAAUCUCAAGGAACAAAUUGCCCCUGCACCCCAACACCAGGGCGUCCUCGUUUCCACAGUACCCCGAGAAUCAGGCCCUCUUCCUUCUCCCCUUCCCUUCCAACAGCGGAACAUCCCCCUCCCUUCCCGCAGUUUUAGGGGGGCUGGUCAGUCCCACCCCCUUCUCCCUGGUUCCCUCCUCCGCCCCCAAUAGGAGGAACCCCCUGUUCUGUCCCCACCUCCGCCGUCCGAAUCCCAGACGUCCGGCCUUCCGAGAGCGCAGGGGGUCGUCUCGGUGCAGCCCCUGGGAGGCCGCCCGGCCCGGGGAUGCUGGCGGUGGGGCAAAUGGAUGGCACCCCCCGGCAGAGCGCCUUCCUGCUCAGCAGCCCCCCCUUGGCCGCCUUGCACAGCAUGGCCGAGAUGAAGACCCCUCUGUACCCCGCCGCGGCCUACCCGCUGCCACCCCCCACAGCAGGCUCGGCUGUUCCCAGUGGACCCUCGUCCUUGUCCUGUUCCUCCUCUUCCUCGUCGUCGUCUUCCUCGGCCUCGGCCUCUCCCUCGCCGCCGCUAGUCUCCCCGACGCCGGCCGGCCUCAAGCCCCACAGCGCGGGGGCCCUGUCGGCGCUGGGCUCCCCCCCGCAGCAGCUCUCCGCCGCCACCCCGCACGGCAUCAACGACAUCCUCAGCCGGCCGUCCAUGCCCGCCCUCGCCGUCUCCUCGGCCGCCGCCUCCUCCUCCUCGGUGGCCUCCUCGACGUCCGCCUCGCCGGCCGCCGGCCUCCUGGCGGGGCUGCCUCGCUUCAGCAGCCUCAGUCCCCCGCCGCCCCCGCCGGGCCUCUACUUCAGCCCCAGCGCCGCCGCCGCCGUGGCCGCCGUGGGGCGCUACCCCAAACCCCUGGCCGAGCUGCCCGGCAGGACCCCCAUCUUUUGGCCAGGGGUGAUGCAGAGCCCGCCUUGGAGGGACGCGAGACUCGCCUGCACGCCGCGUAAGUAGCUCCGAGGGGUUCAAGGGGCUUUCCUGCCCACGGGGACCCUCUUUCCCCAACGCCAGAACCAUUUCACAAAACUGCGCGCAGUGCGCACCCCGAGCUAGCCGUCUCCGCCAGCUGCAGCCCUUACCACUAGGCACUGCGGCCUCCCGGGCACGGGGAUACUAAGUCUCCAUGUGGUUCCUUGGACACCGCAGCCCUCACAACCCCGUCCCCCAGGCACGGGCCCCCGGGAUGGGAUGGGGACAAAGUCACAGAGAGAGAGACGCUCGAUCAAAAUCUCCAGGGUUACCCACAGUGGCUGUUACGCGCAAAAUAUGCCCACUGAAGGACUCCGUUGACCUCUAGGGCCCUCUUUCGCCGCCCAUCAAUUUCCUCUAGCCCUUCCCAGAUGUCUCCAUUGGGUACCGAGACCCUCAGUCAUUUGGCCUUCAACCCAGUCAUCUCCAAAGGUCCUCUUCCUUGGGCAACGGGCUGUUGUGCUCUGGCCACCAGCCUUUGCGCCCGGAAUUGGAGAGCUGGGCUGGAUAAGCAGCGACGGGGUAGUUUAAGCCGGGAGGAUAUGGCGCACUGCCUCUCCACUUCCCACCUGCUCCCACACACUCAUCCAUGCAGUGUUUGAGACCCAUGCUUCCUUGACACGGCCUUGUCCCUAAACUGCAAAACGACACGCAUUUGUUUACAAGGUCCCGGGGACAGUUCAGGUAAGGGGCACCUGCUGCUCUCAUCCCUGGCAUGUUCUCUGCGGGGUUACAGGAGUUUGAGACGCAGUUGCUCUACAUAGUUACUACCGGGACAAACAGGUUUUAAGUAGCAAAUAAAUGCCCUCUAGUCCAUUUCCACUCCAGCAGUACUUUAGAGGUAGACUUCGGUUUUGCAAGGCAAUCCGCUUAACUGAUACCGCAACCUCGGAGCCACAAGAGUAACUCUUCCGCACUUUUGAGGGACGGCUUUUUAAAACUGCAGGGUGGGUAUUUUUUUUGUUUUGCUUUUGUUUUUGCACCAAGUAAACAUGCAUGCACAGGGCCGUGCUGCAAGAGCAAGGUUUUGGACGCUCCUGCCCCCCCCCUCCGCUGCAGAAAUAGUAGCUGUUCAAGGGAGCUUCGCCCGCCGCGGCGAUUUUUGUCUGCUUCUGCAGUAGUAUUUGACUCGCCGCGUUGCUUCUCUGUUUACCCCCAGCGGUUCUGAGGAUGCGUCCGUCCUGCCUCUGCUGACGCGCUGGACAUUUUUGCUUCUUGCAAAAUAAAUCAACAAUUUGGUUUAUUUUUAAAAAGAUACAUUUGCCGCAAGCACGAUCAUUUCCCCUUUCCGCACUUUAAACUCCAGCCUAGCGGCUUGUUUUCCCUGCGCGCCCCAAUCCUACUCGGAAGUAACUCCCAGAGUGUUUAGCGGGUCUUACUCCCAGGUUAGGCGCAUGGGAUCUCAGCAACAGGGUUAAAGGCGACCUGUCACCCCAUUCCCCCCUAAAUCUAGACUGCAAGGAAGAAAGAAAAACGUGGAAAGUUUUAGUUAUUCGUUUUGGCCCUUUCUCAGAGGAAAUGCGAGUGGCAAAUUAAGCCUCCUUGUUUCUUAAACAAACGACUUGAGUUGCAGUUGAAUGCAGAGCUACUGGGGAGUAUUCAAAUCAGUUGGGUUUACUCUUGAGUAAACAAGGUUAACUCAGCUGUGUAAGACUGCUACUUGCUUGUUUGGGUUUUCCCUUUCUUUCAUGGCUUUGAGGAGCUUGCGCUAUUGAAAAUGGGCGGCUUGAUUUUUAAAAAAUAAAAUCCUCUGCUUUUGGGGAGGAAUCUUUGAUACAGGAGCGAACCUUCUGGUUUCGCAAGCAGGGGCGAAAAAAUGUUAACGAAACGCUUGUUGUUCUGUGGAGUACUUCAGAUGCCCUAUCCUCCUGAUCUUUUAAAGUUAAUCGUUUUGAGUUAACAUUUAAUUUCCUUGGAGUACUUUCGAAACCUAAAUAUCAGACUUGGAGGCGGAAUGGACGUUGUUUUCAGAAAGGUGAACAACGAUAAAUUGCGUCUCCCUCUCUGUGUGUCUGCAUAACUUUCUCCGAAGCAUAUGCGAUGCCUAAACCAUUUCGGAUUUGCACCUGUUUGUAAAAUCCAGGAUGCCCCAAACCGUCGCAGUUUCUUCAAAGAGGGCAGUUUUUCAUCGCGGAAAUUCCCCUAAGAAGGAUUUUAAAUACAUAUGUGCCGCACCACUCAGAGGGACUGUCAAGCGCGCGUAUACAUUUAUGUCCAUUGCUUUGAAAAUAACAAAUAAUAAUAAAUAUCUCCAUAUAUACCUUCCUCCCUCCCCUCCCCUCCUGCGGACCCUUCCCUCUAGAUCAAGGCUCGAUUUUGCUGGAUAAAGACGGCAAAAGGAAGCACACAAGACCGACGUUUUCCGGCCAGCAGAUUUUCGCUUUGGAAAAGACUUUUGAGCAAACGAAAUACUUAGCCGGGCCGGAACGGGCGAGGCUCGCCUAUUCGCUGGGGAUGACCGAAAGCCAAGUGAAGGUGAGAGUAGCAGGUCAGAUAAGAGCCGAUCUCUGCGCGCGCGCCCCCGCUCCUCCCUACUCCCUCCCCGUCUCCCCCGCCCCAGCCACUGCUCAAUCUGGUCGGGAGAGUGUUAAAAUGCGGCCGAUAAGAGGGAGAUAUGGAUGAACAAAAGGGAUCGGGCGCGUGCCCUCCAUAUCGCUUUCAUCUUGCAAUGGGUAGAGGGGCCGCGCGCGUGCCUUUCGUUACCGCAUUGUUGCUGCCGCACGGGUUUUGAAAGACAGGGGGAAAUAUAAAUAUAAAUUCUAAGCUGUUUUUCCUAAUUUGCAGCUUUAGAUAAUUAUACAUAAGAGUAAGGUACAGCUUUUUCGUUAAUGAUUUAUUAUUAUUAUUAUUAUUAUUAUUAUUUAAUAUACUUGCUAAUUAUAAUUAUAGCCAUGUUGAGUUUACAAACUGGCCCGCAACUAAAUUUUUUACCUAUUUGUUUGCAGUUUGUGCUAUUUCAGUACCCCCACAAAAAUGAAGGAAAUAGAAGACUAAAUGUUCUUAUAUUUCCAAUGAUCCUCUCCCUCCUCAGCUUGUUAACAUUCUUGCCCAUCUCUUACUUCGGAAAUAAGUUGUAAUAAAAUGAAAGAACUUCUGCCCUUCCGAAAAAUAAAAUAAAAUAAAAUAAAAGUUGUUCUGGAUCGUGUUAUGUUUUGGGAGAAAAGGCCAACUAAAUAUUUUUAUGGAAAUAUAUUUAUGACUUGGGGAGAAGUGGGGUUAAUAUCCUACCGUUAAGGGGAGAAUUUCUUUUUUUUUUAAGGACCACGAUCCCAAACACCGUUGAGAACUAUUGAAAAGAGUAUAGGCGUCCCGCUCUUGAAUGCAUUUACUCGUGAGUAGAUGCCACCGUGGAUAAAGGGGUCGGGUCUGCAAGGGAGCUGAAAGGAGACUUUUUUUUAGAAAAAGGAAUUUCGAUAGAGUGACCUCCCACCGGAAGGUGACUAUUUAAGUGAGGAGGUCAUUAAGAGGAACAAUUUCUGGGAACUAAGUUUCGCCCAAGUCCAGUGAACCUCACGUCACUCGCGGUGGGAGUCCACGAAGCUGCUCCGGUGUGUGGAUUGAAGCAGCUAAUUUAGUACUGCUUUCAAUACAGCACUAAUGACUGCAGUCAUAUAAGGCGAUCACUUUGGAUUCGGAGCUCCGUCCAGGGGCAUUAAAUCAAAGGGUAGUUUUGCCACUGACACCAGUUGGACGGUGGUGGUUUUUGCACCUAGCACGUAUUUAUUAGACAGGGGUAGCCGCGCGAAGUCUUUUCCAGGAGAAACAACCAAAGAAUAUUGGGACGCCUUGGACUUUAUUAUAGGAUAUGCUUUCCUGGACCAAAGUCCACUUCAGUCAGAUGCAUAGAUGGACUCCAGAAACCCCAAGCUGAUGCCAUAAUAAAUGGGUUAUUCUAUAUUAUUAGAUUAAUUAGGUCCGUGGGCCAGAAGUCCCCCCCCUCCCCAUGGUCUAUUUGGAGCCACAAAACUAUAUUAAAAUGCCAGCAACAUCUAGUAUUCAGCUGUAAGGCAACAAUUUUAAAUGCUGAGUGAUUGGGUUGUGGUUCUUACAUAGAAAAAAAGUGAUCCUGAGACUGCAUUCAAAAGCCUGUAUUUUAUACAUAAUUAUGCAUUUAUACGCAGCAUUCUAUGUAGAUCCAUAAAAGGAACAGGAAAAUGAAGCGAGGGCUCCAGCUACAUCAGUAAAAUGACAAUCCUGUAUUUUCGGAUGAACCCUCAUAGGGAUUUAUUUCCUAGUAAAUAUGUAUAGGAUUGUACUGGAGGACUAUUAAAGCUACAAUCCUAUAGUCCGUUGAACUGGGUGGGGCUUACUUCUGAGUAGACACGUGUAGGGCCGCACUGUAAUGGUCGCAAAGUUUGGUUGCGUGUGGCUUCUCUCCCAGGCUGAUUUGGAUUUUUAGAAUUAUUUUAGCACGUGUCUGGAACCCCAGAGCCCUUCGUUUGAGCCAUAGAGAUCCAUUCCUUUGAAUUAGCAGAAUUAGCAAGAAUAAAAAGUAGUUUGAGAGCCCACGAAGGCCUCCCUCCACCUCUCCCUCGAUUGUGGUUAUAUCAAGGGAAAACGAGUAGAUGCCUUGUCGCAGAGGGUGACUGUAAUGCGAGUACAGUGUAUUUGUAGGGUUCCACUACCCCUCAACUCUCGCCACCCCUUUUUCCAAAGGGAAAAUUCUCCAGACAACGUUUGGAACAAAUGUAGUUUAACAGAUUGGAUGCGUGUGUGUGUGUGUGUGCGCGCGUGUAUUCGUGUUCAAAGAGUGUGUGUGUGUGUGUGUGUGUGUGUGUGUGUGUGUGUUCCUUUAUAGAUUGUCUCUUCUUCCUGAAGUUAUCUAGAGACCCUCAUUUGUCACUGUAAAUAUAUGGGGAAGACCGUGAAUAAAUUACUGUAGUACUUGUAUAUACUAGGAGCAGAAGCCCCAUCUAUUUAUUGCAGUGAGUUUGGGGAGGGGGAAAAGUUGUACUGUGCAUCAAAUGUGUAUUGUGAACAUGACCGUGCAGUUAUGGGGAAUUAUUAUUAUUAUUAUUAUUAUUAUUAUUAUUAAUACAAAAAUAUUUUUCUCUUGCCAUGUAUCUUUCUUAAGGCUACUUUCCUAAUUUUCUGAGCAGAUAGAUGUAUUAUUAGAGAGAUGUCUUAUUAGAGGUGAUGGAAUGUAUUUGUUGUACAUCAAAGCUCUUAUGGACCCAUUUUUCCCAGAGAAAAACCCGCAGGAUUCAUUUAGAUCUCAUUGAUUCGAACAGAAGUUGAGCAGCACUAACUUUUUCCUCAGCCAAAUGUGUUUAUAAUCUCCUGGACUAGAUAAAAGUGUCCCAUUGAUUUCAGAGAGACGUGGAGCCCAAUCCUAUACAUAUCUAAUCCGAAGGAGAUAAUAUUAGGUCUUAUGAGGCUUGCUCCCAAGUAAGGCUAUCAUUUUAUGCACUUUCACCUGGAAACAAGUUCCAUUGCAAUCAGCUGGGCUUACUUCUGAGUUCAUGCACAGAACAUAUGUGCAUAGGAUUGUAAGAUUUACUCCCAAGUAACCCUUCACAACAUAGUGUGAGCAAUUCUUUCUGGACUGGAAACGGAGGCAGCCUCAUUGAGUUCAAUCCACAGAAGUUCCCUUAAGACAGGGUCAUUUGUACAAAUGUAGUUAGAUCUAAAAGAACAACAGUCCUGCCUUUGGGGGGGGGAGUGUAAAGAUAUUAAUUGUAGAGCGGGGGUGUCAGGGGGAGUUGCAAUGGUUACUUUUAGCACAGUCUACUUGAGUACCCUUCUUUCAAACCACCCGGUGCCAGGGAUUUAUAGACCUAAGAAGGAGGAGAGCUUUCCCUUUGAAUUACCCUUAAGGAAAGCAAUAACAAAUGAGGAUGCGCAUAUUUUGGUGUGACAGAUUGGGGAGAGGGGAGUGCAGUGCAGCUUGGUAUAUUUUCAUUUUAGUCUGGAGGGGAGGGAAAGCAAAUAAUCAAAAAGAUAGAGAGACAGUAGUAAAGCAAAUAAGGGAGAAGAAAGAAGAAGUGGUGUGUGGACUUUAGCAGAAAAUAAAAAGUACAAAAAUGAGAGGCAACCUACAUAUUAUUAUGCAAAAGCUUGUUUUAGUGCACAGAUCAACAUUUGCUUGUUUAUGACAAUCCUGCCGCAGCUGGACUGCUUAACUCCCACUGUCUUCAACAGGAGUUAAGCAUCAUUUGUGCAGGCAGACAGCCCAGCUCUGGGUGCUCCUUUGGACAAAAUGUCAAAGAAUGAAACAAAGGUAUAGGGAGCAGAGACUUUAAUGAAGAUGUUAGUGCAUCAGGGUGAGGAAAAGCUCCUUAGCUCCAGACAUAAACAUGCUAUUUCUGGGCACCAUCCAGCCACGGUUAAAUACUUUUGCAUGCCAUUGAUUUGAAUAGAAGAGAGUCAAGCAAAUCCUCACCUCUGCUAUUCGAAUCAGUGGCACUUAAAGGUCCUCAGAACGUCAGCUAGAUUAUGUUAAUGGUUGUUGUCACAAUUUACAUACAGCACAACCAAUGCCCAUGGCACUUUACAGGGCAAGUAGGCCAAAGAAAAAAUUGGCAGUGCAGUUCUCUGCCCCGAGAAGCCUACAGUUUAAAUUUUGCCAGGAGGGUGGUGUGGGGUGAAAGGAAUGGAAGGAAUGGGGCAGGCAAAAUAAGGAAAGAAUGUAGUGUGACUUACUGUUUACUCAGAAGUAAAUCACAGUAGUAGUAGUAAUGCAUAGGACUGCAGGAUUGCAGAAGGGUACAAAAACUAGGAGGUUAAUCUGGUCUCCCUAACAUAACCACAAUGAAAGCACUGAGAAGUACUUAUAUUAAGCACUCACACCGUUUUAUGCAAUAAAUCACUCCAACACAUCAACAUGACUUCUGCUGUAACUGCAUUGGCGAUCACAUUAUGCUAAUAUUUGCCUUCUUAAUAAUAACUCUAUCUUGCGAAAGCUCCUUGGUCUUUGAAGAAGCAAUUGUUCUUAUGUAGAACAGCAACAAUAAAUGAAUAUGUCUGUCCUGAUUGCUAAGUGAGUAAGUAAGCGAAUGUUAUAAUUUCCGUGGCAGCAAUUACAAUAGCUUUGCGGUGGUCACAAUAAUCAUGGAACAGAUAGCAAUUAUUGAUAUAAUUGUUAACACUGAUGGGAAUCAUAUGCUGAAAAGCUUUUGAAAGCUGGCAGUGAGAGUAACUAUGCUGCAGCUAUCAAAAUUACUAUUAUUCAUUUGUGUUUUUAAUAGGGGAUUUAUUUGCAGCGGUAGGAACGCCAGUAAUUAAAGAAUGCUAAAAUAUCAGUGCACACUGUGAUAUGGAUAUGGAAAGUCAAUUUGGACUAUUAGUCCAAAAUAUCACUCGUGGCAGCAAUAAAAUUGGGAUGCCCGGUGGCAUCUUGACCUCAUUUACUUGGGAAGUUCCACUGAUUCCAACGGGACUCCCAGGACUACUCGGUUUUAAAGUUAGUAGCUCUGAAUGGGGACCCACACGCGUAUCAGAAGACAUCCAGUGAAUUCACACUGUGAUGCACAUGAGGAUAGCCAUGCAGAGGCACAUCUGCUCUGUAUUGCUCAUGCAUGCCUAAGAAUCCUUCUGCAAACGGAUCUGCCUUGUUGGAUGGAGGAAGUGCAUUUAGACUGCAGGAUUGCUGCUCUAACGGUACUAGCCAUGCGAUCAUGACACUGGGUGAGACCUAACAGCGGUUGCUUGGUAGUGUUAGUUCACAGUGCCACUUACAACUGGCAGGAAAAGGGGCACAGUCCUGUCUACUGGCAAACUCCCUUGGGCAAACCUCGCUGAAAUGAAUGGGAGGCAGUAGUGCAAUUGGGAAGGUAAUGCAAGACUCUGGACUGAAUUGUCUUAUUGGGUGGGGAGUGGAUGGACUCCUGAGAACCUAAGGUUUAGAGGAUGAUGUGUGUUUUUCCAUUUAUUUUAAAAAUGUGAUAAUUCAGACCAUAUGCAUGUUUGACUUUCUGGCUCCAUCUGCUAAGUGGGGCCCUGGGCUUGUUACCGUAUUUGUAUCCUCAUUUACUGCAGUAAGUUUGCAGAUGAUCUUAAAAUAACAGAUUAGUUAACAGUAAGUUCAUGAACAUGACCAAGAGCUGCUUGGUUGUUUGUUUGUUUUUUUUAAAAAAAGCUUAAUAAUAAUAAUAAUAAUAAUUUAUUUAUACCCCACCCAUCUAGCUGAGUUUCCCCAACCACUCUGGGCGCGUCCAAUCAAGUGUUAAAAACAAAACAGAAUUAAAUAUUAAAAACUUCCCUAAAUAGGGCUGCCUUCAGAUGUCUUUUAAAGAUAAGAUAGCUACUUAUUUCCUUCACAUCUGAAGGGAGGGCGUUCCACAGGGCAGGCGCCACUACCAAGAAGGCCUGGUUCCCUGUAACCUCACUUCUCUCAAUGAGGGAACCGCCAGAAGGCCCUUGGCGCUGGAUUUCAGUGUCCGGGCUGAACGAUGGGGGUGGAGACGCUCCUUCAGGUAUACUGUACCGAGGCUGUUUAGGGCUUUAAAGGUCAGCACCAACACUUUGAAUUGUGCUCGGGAACGUACUGGGAGCCAAUGCAGAUCUCCCAGGGAUAUUGCUCAACAAAUUAUUGUCAUAAGGGUAACAUAGCCAAUUCAUAGUUGGUCAUCGAGUUUUAGAGUGAUGUAUGUCUGUUCUGGAAACUACACAUCAUUCACAAGUGUCCCAUUUCGGCUGCCUAAAUCCAUUGCUAAGUGUUCACCACUAGAGGCAUCACAGUCAACUUACUACAACAUGUUGUAUGUCCAACCUGCAUGACUGCCCCUCAAACCUUGCCCAGAUGCCACCUCCAAUAGUGGAUGCCAUUCGUUGUCCUCCCAUUCAUUUUUACAGGGUCUUCCAGAGAAGCAGGUGUGAGUGGAUCAUGUCCAAAUCAUCUGGAAGCGAGAGCUAAAUGUAGCAUCUCCAGCAAAGAGAUAUAUUAAGACCUGACUCAAUGGCUUUUCCACAAUGCUUGCAAAUGUUGCAACCGGUAACAACUUAGAAGAGCAGUUUCCUUCAAAUGUGUGUUUGUGUGUGAGAGGGUGGAGAAGGCCUCUCUUAGUAUCACACAUGCCACACACAGUUUCUGUAAUAUUUGUUUUGACAAUCAUUUUUUUAAAAAAUCUCCUUUCUUUUAAACCGACCAAGGGAAUUUAACGGACUUGAAAAAAGAGACUUUAUUUGUACUAUUGUUAGCCAAGAAGAAUAUUUAAUAAAAAAUAUAUUCAGAACAAAAACAUAGACAAAUGAAUUUAACCAAGUGCACCAGAAACAAUUGAAAUUGGCGCUCUUUAUAUGAUCAGUAGGCAAAAUGGGGCUAACUUUUCAUCAUACCUUUAUGAUGAAAGAUUGCACAAUUAAACAACAGCAAAAGCAACUUUGGGUUACCGCAUAAGAAGGUUCCUUAUAACAAGUCAGGCCACUGGGCCUUAUAACUCAGGGCUGUCUACGAUGAGUAGAACAUCUCUCCAGUGUUUCAGGCGUCAAGUCUUUCCCAGUCCUCCCUGAAGACACUGGGCAUUGAACAUGGGACCUUGUAUAUGUACAACAUGGUCUCUACCACUCCCCAGUUUAAGUUGAUUUGUUCAAAGGGGCAGGGUCAUCCCUAGGGGUUGACUAGGUUGGCACCCACCAGGGCACAGGCCCAGGGGGUGCAAAAAUCGUGCCCCUCCACUCUGACUCAGAGUGGCUAGGAACCUGCCCCGCCACCUGCCUGCUGCCUGGAAUAUUCCUCCGCUGUUCUGAGUGGCAAGGCACACAGGCUUCUCUGAGGACCUCAAGAGAUGGGGUAGGGGAUAUUGAUACAGCCAAGUCCUUCUGCACAUUUCCCAUGGUGCAUGGGAAUGAAUGAGAACUAGGCAAGGGUCCUACUCUUCUCAGCUCCCAUUCAUUUCAGCAAGGCUCACACAGGAGAACUUCUAGUGCAUGGGGAGGGAAACUAAGCCGCGGGGGCCGGAUCCGGCCCAAUCGCCUUCUAAAUCCAGCCCGUGGACGGUCCGGGAAUCAGCGUGUUUUUACAUGAGUAGAAUGUGUGCUUUUAUUUAAAAUGCAUCUCUGGGUUAUUUGUGGGGCCUGCCUGGUGUUUUUACAUGAGUAGAAGGUGUGCUUUUAUUUAAAAUGCAUCUCUGGGUUAUUUGUCGGGCAUAGGAAUUCAUUCAUCCCCCCAAAAAAAAUAUAGUCCGGCCCCCCACAAGGUCUGAGGGACAGUGGACCGGCCCCCUGCUGAAAAAGUUUGCUGACCCCUGUUCUAGUGGCUUAGACUCUUGGGCUGGAAUCACUUACGACUGCAAGCAACAAACUCAAGAGUAAACCCUAUCACUUUCAUUAGCACUGACUUCCAAAGAAGUGGAUUUAUGAUCCUGCUGUGGAGGGUUGCCUUGCUUUCUUUUAACUAGGUUGGUUAUUGGCCCCACAGAUGAUGAUUAUUAAUUUUUAACCAAAUCGGCUUCAGAUCUAAGCACAUGGUCUUUACUGAGAUACUGGUCGUUUGGAAGCUAAUAGUUUGUAGAAGCAGCUGUUGCCAGUGCUAUAAGGUAGCUAGUACAAUGCCCUCCAGUCGUUGCGGGAUUAUGGAAUUAUUAAAACUAAUACAGAAUAAUUUCAAGAAGGAGGUAUAUUUGAGGGGAGCACAGAUCUAUGGGUACAAAGCGUUAUUUAAACCCUUUUACCAGUUUGCCAGGUACAGGCAGGGUGUUCCUGUAGAAUCUAGAUGAAACAGAAUUCUAAUCUCAAUGUCCAUUACAUACAAAACCAGGGAGCAUACACUACUUCACUUUGCAUAUAAAUGUUGGUACUUAAUUUCCUUUAAUCAGGAUGCGUAUGCUGGGUUUUUUUCCACAUGUGCUUUUUAGUACAAUGGGGAUACUCGUAUGCACUGGUGGUUUUUAGCAUGGAAUCUUAAAUUAUUUGGAUUAAUUAACAAGGGCGCAGGUGGCGAACGACUGAAAGCAAUAUUGUCACGAUCGUCUGAAGGCAAUAUGGUCUUGCUGUAGCUAAGGAGAGCUGGAGGGAGCCCUGUGUAAGCUGUCUUGAACUUCCAUUGGGAGAAAGGCAGGGUGGUCCCCAUUAGGGCAGGACUUUGGGGCAGAAGUUCAGGGUGCUACUUGGGAUGAGUACGUCUACACAAUUGACUUGCCACAUUUCGAAGUAACGCAGACUGGAUAGCUCAGUCGGUAGAGUUUGAGACUUAAUCUCAGAGUUGUGGUUUGAGCCCCACAUUGGGCAUUGCAGGGGUUUGGACUAGAUGACCCUCGACCCUCCCUUCCAACUCUACAAUGCUAUAAUUCUAUUUUACCAUCCUAGUGAGACCAUCAAGUUCAAAGUGUAAACUUGCCUAACUGCGCCAUUGAUACAAACUAGUUGAACUAGCCAUUCCAUAAUUAGAGGCUGCAGUUUUAUGCAGAUGAUGCUCAGUCAGGAAUUUCGAAAGUGAGGUGUUGUGUGUGGCUUAGGGAGAAGCUAGGCAAGUUUCACACUCACCCUUCCUUUCUCAAGUCUAUUCGAAUUAAGUUCCACUGAGCUGAAUGGGGCUUGUUCCCAGGAAUUUAGGUAUUACCACUUUAACCUGUUGACAGGUGAGCACAGAACUCAGAGUUGCGAGUCACCCCGGAUUAAUGGAUUAAUCCGGAUUAAGAGUGCAUAUGCCGGAGUCUUUGUUGAGGCCAGAUCCCCUCCUUCCUGCCUGGUUGAGAACGUGAGAAGCAGGUUUAAAUUCGCAUCAGCGGAUGACGGAGCCAUCGAGCCGAUCACUCCGGAUUCGUUAAUCCGGAUCGAACUAAAAACUGCGUCUAAACGGAACUCGGGGGGCCUCGCGAGGGGGGGAAACUGGGUCUCUUGCUUUACCUCGUUUCUCUUGCUCUCUCCGCGCCCUUGUGCAGGUUUGGUUCCAGAACCGGAGGACCAAGUGGCGGAAGAAACACGCGGCCGAGAUGGCGACGGCCAAGAAGAAGCAAGACUCCGAGACGGAGCGGCUGAAGGGCGCCUCGGAGAACGAGGAAGACGACGACGACUACAACAAGCCCCUGGACCCCAAUUCGGACGACGAGAAGAUCACGCAGCUGCUGAAGAAGCACAAGACCGGGGGCGCCAGCGCCAGCCUCCUCCUUCACACCUCGGAGAACGAGGGAUCCUCCUAGACGGCAGAGAUCCCGCCCGGCAGAACGAGACCGAGGGGCCCCGAUAUCAUCCAUCCAUCCAUCCCCGACGGCUGCUUCUUCCACGACCCUGCACCCCCUCCAGACAGAUGUACAGAUCUAUUUUUCUACCCAGAGAAGAAGGAGAAGAGGUUCCCCGACGUGUUUCAGUUUUGUUUGCUGCUGGUGGUGGUGGUGGGGAAUGACUGUCGGCGGGCCGGCUGUGCGGCCCCCGCUUCCCUCCCUGAUUCCGCAAAGGGGAUCGGCGCCGCUCGACGGCCAACUUCGUUCUCUCCUCUCUGCCCCCUGCUGGCCAGACUCAGAACUACAUCCGUGGGCGACUCUGUAAAUAAUGGGGGGGAAAGCGAGCGGACUUCUUUGACUGUGAAUAUUUAACGUGUACAAUACUUUGGUUUCUUGUUCGUUUGAGUGUCUGUGUGUGUGUGCGCGCGCCUAGAAAGAGUGCGUUGGCUGUUUGCAUUUCCUUUACUCCUCCGUGUGGCUUUAUUGGGGGAAAGCUCGCUUCUAAAAGUCCUUCUCGUUCGGUUUCAGUAGUGAGAUUUGUGGCAUAUGAAAGCAGGUAGGGAUUUAUUUUCUGAAAUAGCUCAUAAUUGUUCUUCUGUCCCUCUCUUUCGCUGGCUGCGCAAUAUUUCUAAUCGGUGCCAGAGUUGGGGCUCCGAAAAGGGAGACGGAAGGAAAUAUAACCAGUUUCGUUUCAGCGAAUCGUCUUCUGUCAGUGUAAGACUAGGCAAGUUUGAGGGUCACACAGGAGUCUUCAUCAGACAGAAGCAGAAUUUUGUGUAAUGUUGGCAUUUGCACAGUUGGCCGCAGCCUCAGAUUUGAAUUUAGUCGCUCUGCUCCCCUGCACACUUCCUUGGAAGCGAGUUCCUUUGAAUUCAUCUAGAUAUUCUUCCAAGUGAAUGGCUACAAAUUUUCCUUUAUUUCCCCUCAGUUUUAAUUGAGUCCUAGAAAAUGAAGCUAAUGAUCUCUUUUGCUGUUUGCCAAGCAUAAAAUGUUCCUUACGCCAGAUGCCAAUAAGGCUAUUUAAUUACUAGCAUCUGAUUUAAUUUAAAUUUAAUUUUUUUGUUUGGUUUUUUUGUUUUUUGUUUUUUGGAAGCAGGCCUGGGAGAGAUGAAUAUUUUUAAAUGGUUGACCUUACCUGUUCCCAGAAAAAAAGCGUAUUAAAUUUGCUGUGGAGAUAUGUUCCAACUUCUUCCUGCUCAAAAAGAAAUUCCCCCAUUCGUUUUAGUUACUGUAAUUGACUUUGAAAAAUGUGGAGUACAGUAUUGGUCUCCCCCUUCUGUAUAAUAACGAACACUGUAGACUGCCCAUCCCCCCCUUUUCUUUUAAAAGCUAAUGAUAACAUUGUAUUAGCAUCUUAACCUUUUAUUAAUUUAUAUGAAAACCGUUCGGUUUGUAAAGAGAACAGCAGUAACAACAUCCUUUGCAAGACCAGUACAAUGCCAUUGCACUUUGUUUUUUGUUUUUUUAAAAAAAGAUAAAACAAUUAAAAUCAGCGACAAACAAGACGUCUCUUGCCUGGAAGAAAGAGUGG